GCUGCUGCUGCCGCUGCUGCUUGCGUUUGUUCCCUGUGUAACUGACAGGACGGAGGACUUGGCAAAAACAGCCUUCCAGAAGUGGAAAGUCAUUUUAACCCCUGUGCUUGUCAGUCCUCUCUUCCCGGGACGAAGUGGAAGCAACUCCCUGCUCCAGGUUACGGGAAGAGCACAGGACGACAGCAGCCCAAGCGGAUCUCCGUGUGGGACAUCAGAACAGGAGGAAGGGUCUGGGAUUUGCCUUCGUGCCUGGACUGCCAGAUCCACGCAGCAGGCUCAGCCUGCCAAGACGAUGACAGUCACUUAUUCCAGCAAAGUAGCAAAUGCCACUUUCUUUGGAUUUCACAGAUUACUCCUAAAGUGGAAAGGCAGCAUCUACAAAUUGCUGUACAGAGAAUUUAUUGUUUUUGCUACCCUUUACACAGCGAUAAGUGUAUUAUACAGAUUUUUUCUUACAGGAAGCCAAAAGCGGUUCUUUGAAAAAUUAUCAAUUUACUGUGACAAAUACGCUGAACAAAUCCCAGUAACUUUUGUGCUUGGUUUCUACGUCACGCUGGUGGUGAAUCGCUGGUGGAACCAGUUUGUGAAUUUGCCAUGGCCAGACCGACUGAUGUUCUUGAUCUCUAGCUGUGUCCAGGGAAGAGAUGAAUAUGGCCGCUUGAUCAGGAGGACUCUAAUGCGUUAUGUGAAUUUAACUUCUCUGCUGAUCUUUCGCUCCGUGAGCACAGCUGUGUACAAGAGGUUUCCCACCAUGGACCAUGUGGUGGGUGCAGGUUUUAUGACAAGACAUGAAAGAAAAAUAUUUGAUGACCUUAAGUCUCCCCAUCUGAAAUAUUGGGUUCCGUUUGUCUGGUUUGGAAAUUUAGCAUCGAAGGCACGAAAUGAGGGAAGAAUUAGAGACAGUGUGGAUCUACAGACGCUAAUGAAUGAAAUGAAUAAGUUCAGAUCUUGGUGUAGCCUUUUGUUUGGCUAUGAUUGGGUUGGAAUUCCUCUGGUCUAUACACAGGUUGUUACUCUUGCAGUGUAUACCUUUUUCUUUGCCUGCCUGAUAGGCCGCCAGUUUUUGGAUACUGACCAGGGGUAUCAGGGACAUGACUUAGAUCUUUAUGUUCCAAUCUUCACGCUGUUACAGUUCUUCUUCUAUGCAGGAUGGCUCAAGGUCGCGGAACAACUUAUUAAUCCAUUUGGAGAAGAUGAUGAUGAUUUUGAAACUAAUUGGUGCAUCGAUCGAAAUUUACAGGUCUCACUACUGGCGGUGGAUGAGAUGCACAUGAACUUACCAAGAAUGGAGAGAGACAUUUACUGGAACGAUUCUUCCGCCCGGCCGCCCUACACAAAAGCAGCUGCUGAUUACUGCAUUCCUUCAUUCCUCGGAUCAACAAUUGAAAUGGGGCUGGCUGAUACAGAAUUCCUCUAUGGGGAAGAGUGGCCCUGGGAAGAGGAGAAACACCACAGACAACAUUCAGUGCUGAGGAGAGUUAAGAGAUUUCUCAGCGUCCACGAGCACCCUUCCUCCCCCACUCACAGGCGCUACAACAGGCAGACGAGUGAGAAUUCGGUGUUCUUCCCCGCAGAUGAAAAGGGACACAUCAGGCGGCUGCAGGAAAUGCACACUAGGGGGAGACAUUCUACUUCCAGCUUCAAGAGGAAACACGAAGGAGCUGACCGAAGUAGCAGACUGCACAGUAGCAGGGAUCUAGGACCUAUAAGCGAAACCUCCAAGAAUGAGGCGCUGCUCAAUGACAGUGACACCUCAUCUGAGACGAACAAGCCGGUUCCUGAGGUCAUCAUCUCUGAAGCUGAGAGGAAAGAACCUGAUGUGCUGGGCAAGCCAACUCUGCAAGCAGAGAGCGCCGAAGUCACACCAGAAGAGAAGCUCCAAAGGAACCUAACUGAGGCAGAUGUGUCUCUUAUGGACCUUUCUUUAUUCCCCCCAGAAGUGACUACACACUUCCCAGGUACUGAGAUGCAUCAGUCACUGCCUAGCAUAAGGGAGCCCAAACACGAAACCCACAAUAGUAACAUAGCUGGUCUCAUAACAGAUCAUGAGAGAAACCUCCAGCGAUGGAGCUUACCGAGCUUCCAUAGUCCCAGUGCAAUGCCCAGUGCUGACUCUGCACAUCUUGUAACAGAUGCUGCAACAUCUUCACAACCAAGGACUGUGGUAAGUGAUGGAAAAAGCGUUACUUCUGCUACUGCUCCAGAGACAUUUGAAAUGCACCAUCUGUUGGAUAACCUGGAUACCAAAGAAACAGCCAUAGUAGAAUUUUCUAAUGAAAAAAGUAAAAGAAAUCCUUAACAGUGCUUCUGGUUCUGGCUGCGCUUCCUGUCUUUUCUUGAAAGUGGUUCUCACAGAUGUCUGUUGGAAGGUUCAUAAAGGCAGACAUGAUGCUCAGACAAGUCCUGAGCAAGAUCCAGCAGAGGAUUCAGGCAUCUAAACACGAGGCACUGCAAUACGUCAAGCCACUUGGUCACUGGUGGUAAAGAAAAACACAGAGAGGACUGAGAGCCUCAAAAAUGGAUUCAAACUAGCCAGCGCACAUGGUAGUGAAAUGUGUGGGCUUGCCUAGAGGAAACACUAAGGUGCAGAGGUGGCUUUUUCCACUUUAUAUGCACCUUGAAUAUUGCCAUGUAAUCUGACAGAUGAUCCUUCAGAUUUAAACCUGUAACAUCCUUGUAAGACGACCAACACUCUUGGUUUCUAGUCAAGGAGCUAGAAGGGGAGAUUUGGGCUCAAUUCCCUCCUCAGCCCACUAAAUUCCAAUACUUAGAGGUAUGCUUAAAUAAAUCAGGCACCUUAUUGUGGCUUGUGGAGGCAAGAGCCUGCUAUGGUCCUGCUGAAGCUAUGCCACAACGGAUUGAAAAAUAAAAAUGAAAUACUUCAUAUUAAAACUCCAUUAAGAGAAACACAAAAGGCAAAAUUUCUGAUGAACUAGGCAUGGGAGGUAUGAGUCUUGUUCUGUGCUCCUUAGAGCAUGUACAUAGCUUAUCUAGGGGCCAUAGGCCUCUCUCAAGAAGGAGAGCAGCGGAGGUAACUGAUCGGAGGCCUCCACCCGUAGGGAGCUGCAGCUGGCAGCACAGGCAUAGGAAGGAUUUUCAGCAGUUAUGGAGAAAUUGUAUACUGUCUAGCUCUGUUAUUACAGACCAGGAACUGUUCUUCCCUCUGAAAGGAGAUUGAAGCCAGAAAUUGGAAAUGACUCUGCCUGUAAUAUAAAACUCCCACAGAUCCACACUUAUUCCAGUCCCACCACACCUCCUCAGUAUCUUCCUUCACAUAACUUUCACCAGGGAGUGGAAGCAGCCUGGCCAGCAGGUCAAGGGAGGUGAUCCUGCAUCUCUGCUCUGCGCUGGUGAGACCCCAUCUGGAGCACUGUGUCCAGAUGUGGAGUCCUCAGUACAGGAGAGAUGCAGACCUGUUAGAGCGUGCCCAGAGGAGGGCCACAAAAAUGAUCCAGGGGAUGAAACAAACACUUCUCCUACAAGGACAGGCUGUGAGAGCUGGGGCUGUUCACCCUGGACAAGAGAAUGCUCUGGAAAACCUGAGAGCAACCUUAUGGUAUCUAAAGGCAGGUAUAAGAAGGAAGGGGACAGACUCCUUAGCAGAGUCUACUGUGAUAAGACAAGGGGAAAUAGUUUCAAACUAACAGAGGGGAGAUUUCAAUUACCCAGUUGAAAUUUUUUAAGAAUUUUUUUUUUUUUUUACAAGAAGAGUGGUGAGGCACUGGACCAGAUUGCCCAGAAUGUUGGUGGAUGCCCUGGAUCUCCUUGGAGACAUUCAAGAUAAGGCUGGAAGGGGCUCUGAGCAAACCUGAUGUAGCUGUAGGUGUCGCUGUUCGUUGUGGGGGGUUGGACUAGGUGACACUUAAGGGUCCCUUCCAACUCAGACAGUUUUAUGAUUCUACCUUCAUUCCCCCAGCUCAGAUGUCAGCUGAUCUGUCUCAGAAUAGCUCAGCCUGCAGGAGCCUUCCCAGAUUCUCACUGUCCAGCUCUGCUCAUCUUCCAUCAUUUUCUUCUCAGCAUGGCCACUGCUAAGAGCACACACUGAUGCUAUCCAUCAGACUUUUGUGCAUCUCAUGAGCAAUGACUUUGCUGCCACUUCCACUCACUCUGUCUGCACUCCCUGCCCCAGUGACAGUACUCCUCCAGUGGAGGCCAUGGGGGGGCCAUACAGUAGCCACAGGGUGGUUAAACUUCAGUUAGGUCCCACAGAGGCAUCUGUUAGAUACAGAGAGGUUAGGGAUGACAAUUCUGAAGUCCCACAGCCUAUUAUGCAGUAAACAAACAGUACAUCACAUGUAGUAGGCCAGCUCCAGGAUAAUUAAAAUAUUCCAUUCAUUAGCUCACAAAGAAACUAGUGCUGGGAUGAAUUAUCAGAAAAAUUUCCGUGCAUUUAGUCUACUAUCUCACUGUUGCAAACAUCUUCAGGCUCUGUCUUAUAUUAAAUUUUCUUUGGGGAUGAUGUGCUCCCUUUACACUACUUCUGGUAAACUAUUUGCCUUAGCAUAGUAAACAGACAAUUUCAGCAACCUCAACAAUUCACAAUUCAUGUUCACUGGCAUAAAGAAUGUAGAAUUAUUGCAUGAAUAAAGGCAUUUUGAGAAACACA
Messenger RNA from Tympanuchus pallidicinctus (lesser prairie-chicken), 4606 nucleotides. RefSeq names its product bestrophin 3 (gene BEST3). The record is from RefSeq and is a predicted model, not a curated record. Gene Ontology annotation, molecular function: chloride channel activity. NCBI's taxonomy places the organism in Eukaryota, Metazoa, Chordata, Aves, Galliformes, Phasianidae. The transcript has 10 exons. Bases 293 to 2299 code for a protein of 668 amino acids.